Meleagris gallopavo (turkey) is the source of this 3818-nucleotide messenger RNA. The record is from RefSeq and is a predicted model, not a curated record. NCBI's taxonomy places the organism in Eukaryota, Metazoa, Chordata, Aves, Galliformes, Phasianidae.
AUGCCGCACCCGACUCUUACAGUGGCCAAGCACUACAAAACGCCGCCGCCUCAGCGCCCGGACAAAAACAAGCUCAUGGAUGCUUUGAAACAUGCGUCCAACAAGCUUGGUGAGCUGCGGACUUCUAUGUUAUCUCCUAAGAGCUAUUAUGAGCUCUACAUGGCAAUUUCUGAUGAGCUACACUACUUGGAAGUCUACCUGACAGAUGAAUUUGCCAAAGGAAGGAAAGUGGCAGACCUUUAUGAGCUAGUACAGUAUGCUGGAAAUAUUAUUCCAAGACUGUAUCUCCUAAUAACAGUAGGUGUUGUGUAUGUCAAGUCGUUUCCACAGUCCAGGAAAGAUAUUUUGAAAGACCUGGUGGAGAUGUGCCGUGGAGUACAGCAUCCUCUUAGAGGCCUCUUUCUUCGCAACUAUCUCCUGCAGUGUACCAGGAACAUAUUACCAGAUGAAGGCGAGCAAGCAGAUGAAGAAACUACUGGAGACAUAAGUGAUUCUAUGGACUUUGUGCUGCUGAACUUUGCUGAGAUGAACAAACUUUGGGUGCGAAUGCAACACCAGGGCCAUAGUAGGGACAGAGAAAAGAGAGAGCGGGAAAGGCAAGAACUGAGAAUCCUGGUAGGAACCAACCUUGUUCGCCUCAGUCAGCUGGAAGGUGUUAAUGUGGAACGAUAUAAGCAGAUUGUUCUGCCUGGAAUAUUGGAGCAGGUUGUAAACUGUAGAGAUGCUUUAGCUCAGGAGUACCUCAUGGAGUGUAUCAUACAGGUUUUCCCAGAUGAAUUUCAUCUCCAAACCUUGAACCCAUUUCUCAGAGCUUGUGCUGAGCUGCACCAAAAUGUUAAUGUGAAAAAUAUAAUAAUUGCUUUAAUUGACAGGUUAGCUUUAUUUGCCCAUCGUGAAGAUGGACCUGGUAUCCCAGCAGAUAUCAAACUGUUUGACAUCUUUUCACAGCAGGUUGCUACUGUUAUACAGUCUCGUCAAGACAUGCCCUCGGAGGAUGUGGUAUCCUUGCAAGUUUCUCUCAUUAACUUAGCUAUGAAGUGCUACCCGGACCGUGUUGACUAUGUUGAUAAGGUGUUGGAGACAACUGUAGAAAUAUUCAAUAAACUUAAUCUGGAACAUAUUGCAACAAGCAGUGCUGUUUCAAAGGAGCUGACCAGACUUCUGAAAAUCCCUGUUGAUACUUACAAUAAUAUCCUGACAGUUUUGAGACUAAAACAUUUCCACCCCCUGUUUGAGUACUUUGAUUACGAGUCCAGGAAGAGCAUGAGUUGUUACGUGCUUAGCAACGUGUUGGAUUAUAACACAGAAAUUGUGUCCCAAGAACAGGUUGAUGCUAUCAUGAAUUUGGUAUCCACGCUGAUCCAGGAUCAGCCAGAUCAACCUGCUGAAGACCCUGACCCUGAAGACUUUGCUGAUGAGCAGAGUCUUGUGGGAAGAUUUAUUCACCUCUUGCGUUCAGAUGACCCUGACCAACAGUAUAAGAUUUUAAAUACUGCUCGAAAACACUUUGGUGCAGGUGGGAACCAACGUAUUCGUUUUACUCUGCCACCGUUGGUUUUUGCAGCAUACCAGCUUGCUUUUCGCUACAAGGAGAACUCCAAAGUGGAUGACAAGUGGGAGAAGAAGUGCCAGAAAAUCUUCUCAUUUGCUCAUCAGACCAUCAGUGCUUUGAUCAAAGCAGAGCUGGCAGAGCUACCUCUUCGUCUCUUUCUACAAGGAGCACUGGCUGCAGGAGAGAUUGGCUUUGAGAACCAUGAAACUGUGGCCUAUGAAUUCAUGUCCCAGGCUUUCUCUCUGUAUGAAGAUGAAAUUAGUGAUUCAAAGGCACAGCUGGCUGCAAUCACAUUGAUAAUUGGGACAUUUGAGAGGAUGAAGUGCUUCAGUGAGGAGAACCAUGAGCCUCUGAGGACUCAGUGUGCGUUGGCAGCCUCUAAGCUCCUUAAGAAACCAGACCAGUGCCGGGCUGUGAGUACUUGUGCCCAUCUGUUCUGGUCUGGCCGAAACACUGACAAGAAUGGAGAGGAGCUUCAUGGAGGAAAGAGAGUGAUGGAGUGCCUGAAGAAGGCUUUAAAAAUAGCAAAUCAGUGCAUGGACCCUUCUCUGCAAGUCCAGCUUUUCAUAGAAAUUCUCAAUAGAUACAUCUAUUUUUACGAAAAGGAAAAUGAGGCAGUGACAAUUCAAGUUUUGAAUCAACUCAUACAAAAGAUAAGAGAAGAUCUUCCAAACCUCGAAUCUACUGAAGAAACAGAACAAAUUAACAAACACUUUCACAACACACUGGAGCACUUGCGUCUGAGGAGGGAAUCACCAGAAUCUGAGGGGCCAAUCUAUGAAGGUCUUGUUCUUUAAAGAAGAUACGCACUGUACUUAUUUCUUUUCAUUUACAUACCAUAUUUUUUUUUAAGAUAGAUUCAUAGAUUGUGCCUUUCAGAAAUGUCAAGUUAACAUUCAUGUGCUCAGUCUGGCACUUCAAACACUUAUGUUAAGUACUCUAAUGGAUUUGAAAGGUUGGACCAGCAACUACAGGUUUCUUCAGUUAGUAUGGCUGAAUCUUUCUUUGGAAUCUAUGUGACAUGGUAGGGCUCUUCUGUUUUUUGACUUCUCUUGUCUGUUUGCUGUUGCUUCUGUGGCACUAGAGUUCUAAACUGGCAGUAACUGUCAUCUGAAACUGUGAUCCUUACAGAGCAUCAGACUUUUGGGAUUAUUGUAUGUCAGGUUCUGCUUGUGCUUUUCUUUUAAUGCAAGUUAAGACUAAGUGUAAUGUUUUUCCCUAAAAACUAGAAUAUAUUAAUGCAUGUUUGGAGAGUUUUAAAAUGCCAUGUUCAAAAACAGAAGCUAUAUUUUGCAUAUUAAGGCUCUGACAUUCAGCGAGAGCCAGUACCGUGCACAGGGAGUAUUUAUCAAGAUAAUUUUGUUCCAAAUAGUAUAAAAAUAGAGAAAUUGCAAUCUAUAUAGAUAUGUAUAACCUUCAUUACUGUAAAUUUAGGGGAAAAUGCAUUACACCAGUUUAUUCAUAUUCAGUAUCAUGAUUUUUGCACCAGUGAAACAAUAAAAUUGCUAUUAACACCUGUUGUUUUGUCUGUUCAGAGCCCACUGUUGAACCUAGUACUACCUUCUGAUAAAAGCAAAGGGACUUCUGCUUUGAAGGGACAAAAAAACAAAGGCAUGGUUAACCUGGACCAACUAAGGAGGGUGCUAGCUGUCCUGAUGUAGAAAACUGUCAUACAAAAUCAAUUUCUGCUGAAAGGCUCACACUUCAGAGUGUUUUUCUGACUUGAGAGUGGUGGAGAAUCCUACUAGAUUCUAGUUCUAUCUAAACAGAUAUGUGGCAAUUAAAUGAUGAAGCUGUAGAAAUUCGAGUAGUAGAGCAAUUACCAAUGGUAUGUGAAGACUGAUCUAGUUGUAGAUUAAUACCAUUUGCUAAAAACUUUGUUGAAAUCUUGUUUCUUUACCUUAACUGACUGCAGUGUUCUAAAGCUACCGACUGAACUUCCUCACUCCUUGAGGUGGUCACUGCUAUUAAAAUGGCAUAGGCUUUAUUGGAUGAGGAAGUCAGACUUUGCUGGAUUGUCUAAUAAUUUAGUAUCACUGCUUGUUUUUGAAAAUGACAAAUGUAAUCCUAGGAAACCUAAGAAUUACAGAGAAGAUAAGAAUUAGGUUGUUGCUCUGCUGGUUUGGAGGUGGAGGAGGAAUGGAGGGAAUCUCAUGGCCUCAUCUGCUUUGUGGUGUAAGUAAAAAAGUUUUGAAUACCAUUACUCAGUAUUUGUUGAUGCUGUCCCUUGUUUAAGAAAAAAUUAAAGCAGAUUCUUUGUUAUGAA